AUGGGAUUUUUUGACGAUCCGCGUAGAAAUUCGAUUCGCGCAAGAACGAAAACACCAUUGGUUAGUGAUUAUCUUAUAAGAAGCGAGGUUUCUGAUUAUAAAAGAAUAAGAUUGCUAAUAAACACAAUUGUUGGGAUUGUGUUAUGUUCGGCACUUUAUUAUAUUGGAUGGCAGAACCUAAAUUUUGGAGCGUUUGACGAGACUUAUUCCUCGAUUAUAAAAUGGGCUAUUAUUGGAUUUACCACCUAUGCGUUUGCUGUGAGCCCGAUAUUCCGUUGCGCGCUUUUAUUAGUAUUUGUCGGAGCUAUUGGAAAACAAGGGCAAUACCCGUUCACUCUUUUAAUUGUCAAUAAUCUUCAUGAAGGCCCUUUGAAUAAUAUGAUAGCAAAUUACGAAAUGACAUCGGAUAUCGUCAUGUGUCAUUUGGAACUUCAAUCGAAAAUCGUUGGCAAUCGAGUCACAUUACUCACGGGCCCCAUUGAGCAGGUCAUAGAGAAGUUUGUGGCAAAAGGCACCCGGGCAAUGAAGAAAGUGUCGAGAGAAACUCGAGAAAUGCUUGCACCGUUUAUUGAAUUCCUGUCGGAGAAAAAUUUUAAUUUUAAUGCGAAUGAAGUGAAAUCAAACGAACAAACAUUGAAAAUUGAAGAAAGAAAACUGAAAAUGAUGAAAUUAUGGGAAAAAUCUUUGGGCCGAAAGUUAGAGCCUGACGAAGAAGCCGCCUCCGACGUUUUACCUCCGGAAAAUCUUAUAGAGAAUGUUUCGAUUAGCGAUCCUCCUUCUUGGACAAAAUUUAAAUCAAACUCCAUUCGAAAUUUUGGAAUGAAAUUAUCCAUGGAAUGUGAUGAAAUGUUCAAUAAUGGAAUAAGCAAAUGCCGAGACAUGUCAUCAGAACUUACAGAAACUUGCAAAAAAGCUAUUGUAUGGCCGAUUGAUUGGUUCAUAUGCCCUAAAUUGAAUAUUGAUAACAUUUGUAAUAAUGUUGAGCGUAAGGUUCAAGCAACUAAUGUUUGUCGGAGGCAACUGGAAAAAUCUGACAUUGAUCCUUCUGUUGAAAAUGAUCUUACAAGUGUUUUGAAUUUAACUAAAGAAUUAGAUGACAAUACUAAAAUUGAGAUGCAUUCAAUUCGUGUGGAGACCCCACGAGUUGAAAUUGAAUACCGUCUAUCUGAUAUGAAAAUUCAAGCGCGAACAACAAAAAUUUAUCUCAAGAAUAUUAUGACGAUUUCGAAACAAGUCCUUCAAGCGUUUUUCAUUUAUUUCGUUUAUUCAAUUUUCUACGAUGCAGUUAAGAUGAUUCGAAAUUACAACAAUGAUGUUGAGUUUAAUAAUUGUUUCAUAACAAGCGAUUUUUGGAUCAUUGAUGAACAAGCAGGAAAAAAGAGAUUGGAAGAUUAUGAAUAUCUACAGGUAUCUUUUAAUAUACCGACAUACUACAAACAUUUUUUUUUUCGUUUUCCCACCAAAGCUGAACGCUCCAAAGCCGUUCGGCCAUUUUUCAAAUGGUUUGCCAUUGUUUUAACUGUCCUCGUAGUUAUUAUCAUGGACUAUUACCUUUAUUCAUUUUUGGACUCUGUUGUCCAAAGUGCUCGACAGCAAAUCAAACAAAAGACGAGCUCAUCUGCUGGUGUUCGAAUUACAGGGGAAGGAGUUCUCGCUGAGUUUCUACAAGCAAUGACUAAUUCCAACGAAACUGUUGAAAUUGAUCAGACUUUGUCCAACGAACACUGCCUUUUAAGGCCAACUCCACCAAACCUUAACAUAAUAGUCUAUUGGCUUUUUAUUCCUUUAGUCUUAUCAUUUAUGUUCCAGGUUGUUUUUUCAUUUGCAAUUCGCCGAAUUAUUUUAAACUUCUUCUUGCCUUAUAUGUUCCCAAAAAAGUCUCGCGUUCGACUUAUUUAUUUAUAUAAUAAACUUUUGUUAAAUCGAGAACGUAAAAAUAAAGAAAAUCGUGCUCGUCUGAGGUUUAUAACAGAGAGAAGAAAAUUUGAUUUGGCAAAAAUGCGAGAAAUUGACAGUAAAUGCAAUUGGAUUAGGAGAAAUAUUUUUCACAGGAUUUUCAAAACCGCAAAAUGUCUUCAAUGUCUUGAGAAAACAUAUCGCCACAAAUUGAUGUAUUGCGUUGACAGUUUGUGCCAGGCAACAUUCUGCAAAGAUUGCAUCACUGAUAACGCCGGGUAUUGUUAUGCGUGCAUGGUAUCAAAAGGCGAUGUGAACGAGGAGAAAACCCAAAUUAUGGCAAUAAAAACGGAUAUUGCCAAUAAUUUUGUUGAAUAUAAAGCACAUCUCGCUAAUAUUAAGAAUAAUACGACAUAA
Molecule: messenger RNA, 2313 nt
Organism: Caenorhabditis bovis
Lineage: Eukaryota; Metazoa; Nematoda; Chromadorea; Rhabditida; Rhabditidae
Source: the annotation of a GenBank genome assembly